CACUAAUUUGAUAACAGCGUUAACCACAUGUUGGCUUUAUUUAUAAAGUUUAUUAGAAUUGGAAUAAGUUAAGUGGGAUUCAAUUUGGUAUCAGUAUGGAUCAAAUCAUAACUUCGACUCUGAAAAACCGUAGACGACGUUCUCUUGGAUUGCGACUUUUAAUAUGCUACCUUAAGAAAAGUAACAUUAAAUUAGAAGAUAAUGUUCAUACAUGGACAUGUUUAUUAGUUCAAUCAUGCAAAUUACCUGAGUUGUGUUUAUAUGGUGAUUUAAUAUUUUCCGCCAUGGCACUCCUUAUGGACAAAAUUCAGAGCGACGGUAAUAUGUCGAAAGCAUUCGCAUCUGCUCAUUUAUAUAAAGUAGUCGAAUGCUUAUCUCACAACGAAAUAUAUAAACACAAUCGCUCAACUAUUGCCGCCUUACACACAAUCAAGAAAUGCCUAAAAUAUUACCCAAAAGGAUUAAAAGCUAAAGCAUCAACUAUCAAAAAUAUAUUAGUACUAUUUAUAGACAACCAAAACGAUGAAGUUGUGUAUCAAUCUGGUGAAUGUUGGCUUCUUUUACACAAAAUUCAUGGCAUUUCCGAUAAGGAACAUAUGAAUAAUAUAACUGAAUGGAAGGAUUUUCAAUUAUCUUUACUGAGUAAUAUCCAAUAUAUUAUAAAUAGAACAAUAGUUAUGCCUGAAGAAUCAGUUAGCAGCCCCUUCAUACCAAAUCAUUUUGGAGCUUUCACUUUUGAAGCGCUAAAAGAUCCUUUUGAAAGGACUUCACAAGCUUUUCGACGGAUUUUUAAUCUUAUUGAAUAUUUAAAAAUUGCUUUAAGCAAACAAUUUAUUUUCAAAAAAAAUAUUUGCGUACAUCAAAUCUUGGCUUUAAUACAAAAUGGACUAAAUACACAUGUACACCAACAAAAUUUACAAAUUAAUCAUGCAUAUCUUGAGAUAUUUUUGCCGCAAAUGCACAUAAAAUUAUUGGAGCUUUUGGAAAUUGUCAUUAAAACAUGUCAUACACACUUAAGGAUGUACUUCCGGCUUGUUCUAAAUAUUUUAUUGGAAGCCCUUGAAAAAACAAACAAAUCAAUGUCACAAGAAGCAAAUUUAAAAGAAGUUUUGAAUAUGCGCCUGGUGGUGUACAGAGUAAUCUCCUUAUGGUGCUCUACUCUACAAGAAGGAAGCCAUUGCGAAAUAAUUGCGGAUACUCUUAUCAAGGAAGUGUUUGAUGAUAUAUUAACGCGAAGGCAAACUUCAAAAAAAAGUGUAAGCGGACCAUACUUGAAACAUUCACCUGAAACUCCAUUUUCGAUGCUGAAAUGUUCAUUAAGUAAUGAAGACUAUCGUGUGCUUAGUCAACAAGCACACUCUUGCCUACAACAGUUUUUGUUAUCGUCUGGUCAUUUGAUAAAGCAUCAACUUUUAAAGGCGGUGCACGACACCUUAUUAGGAAUUUGUGUUCAAAUGCAUUCUCAGUCUAGCAAAGAACCAGACUUGGUGGAUACUUGGGACGGACGCUUGGAAGUUUACAAGUCUUUCACAGUGCUAUUAAAAUUACGAAACUAUGGAUGUCCUACGCCUUCUGAAAUAAUUUGGAAUCUUUUGCACGAAUCCCGAUUAUUUAAUAAUAGCAUUGCACUUAAGCAAAGUCAUAGUUCAAACUUGUUGGAACUGAUGCUUCAUCCUCAAAAGGCGGAUAUAAAUUUUAAAAGUGUUGACAAUUUAAAGAAAACAACCGUCUUUUCAACAAAUGAAACGGAAAAUAGAAUCGAUUUGUUACAAACUAUCAAUAGUCCCGAAGACACUUUCUGUGAUAGUGAAAGUCCACUGAUAUCGGCCAUUAAAACAAUUGAAAAUAAUAACGAUGAUCAAAAUAACACUGGCUACGACAACAAUUCCUUGAAUAAAAAGAAACCUUUUGAAGUCGUUUGUAAAAAUUACUCAAAAGAUUUAGUUGCUGAAGACACAACAAAAAAAAUAAAUGAGAUAUCAGAUGACCAUUUGCUCUCAUCAAAAAUCAACAGUACACAGAGUUUAGAAGGACAACCCCAAGGAAUUUGUAAUGACAAUAAUCUGAAGUCUGAUUUAAUAUCAUCCUGUUGCAGUGCUGAAGAAUCUGUAAAAAUGUUUCCUUCGAACUUGGAAAAUUUAGAUGAUGCUAAAAUGAUAGCCGACUUGGAAGCGACAUUCGUUGGUGAACUUAAAUAAAAUGAAAGACUAGUUUUGUAUGCGUAA
Molecule: messenger RNA, 2225 nt
Organism: Drosophila sechellia
Lineage: Eukaryota; Metazoa; Arthropoda; Insecta; Diptera; Drosophilidae
Exons: 8
Coding region: 96-2198 (700 amino acids)
Biological process (GO): rRNA processing
Cellular component (GO): nucleus
Source: RefSeq, a predicted model, not a curated record